AUGUCUUCCAGCAUGUUCUCCCUCCAGGGCCAAACAGCCAUGAUAACUGGCUGCACCCGCGGCAUCGGCCAAGCCGUCGCUGUUGGCCUUGCCGAAGCAGGCGCCGAUGUUAUCCUUGUCCAACGCGAUACAAGCUCCGUCGAGACCAAGGGCCUCGUUGAGGCUCUCGGCCGCAAGGCCUGGAUCUACACGGCCGACAUGGCCGUACAAGAGCAGGUCGCUGCCCUCACACCCAAGGUCCUCGCCGACGGCCACGAGAUCCGCAUCCUGGUUACCUGUGCCGGUAUCCAGCGUCGCCAUCCAUGCGAAGAGUUUCCCGACAACGAUUUCAACGAGGUCAUGCAAGUCAACCUGAAUGCCGUCUUUACCCUCUGCCGCGACGUCGGCGCCCACAUGCUACAGCUCGAGCCGUCGCCCGUCACCGGCCGCCGCGGCAGCGUCAUCAACUUUGCUUCGCUGCUGACCUUCCAGGGCGGCCUGACGGUACCCGCGUACGCCGCGUCCAAGGGCGCCGUCGGCCAGCUCACGAAGAGCUUCGCCAACGAGUGGACGAGUCGCGGCAUCACCGUCAACGCCAUCGCCCCCGGGUACAUCGAGACGGAGAUGAACACGGCGCUGCUCGCCAACCCGGAGCGCCUCGCCAGCAUCAGCGCGCGCAUCCCGGCCGGGCGCUGGGGGUCGCCCGACGAUUUCAAGGGCACCGCGGUAUACCUGGCCAGCCGAUCGAGCGCGUAUGUCAGCGGCCAUGUGCUGGUCGUGGAUGGUGGUUGGAUGGGCCGGUAA
Messenger RNA from Cordyceps fumosorosea ARSEF 2679, 783 nucleotides. Its product is annotated as 2-deoxy-D-gluconate 3-dehydrogenase. Lineage: Eukaryota; Fungi; Ascomycota; Sordariomycetes; Hypocreales; Cordycipitaceae. The transcript is spliced from 3 exons. Bases 1 to 783 code for a protein of 260 amino acids. Gene Ontology annotation, molecular function: oxidoreductase activity, acting on the CH-OH group of donors, NAD or NADP as acceptor. The record is from RefSeq and is a predicted model, not a curated record.